UGCACCAUGCCAAGCCAGUCAGCACUCAGCACCAGGAGGGAAAGGAUUAACGCUGCCUCACUCUUACAAGAAACAAUGGGAGUGUAGAUUAUUUUGUUUAUCCCUAUUUUUUUGAAACGAGAUCACAUUGGAAUUAUAGUUAGCAUCUUAUCUUAAGUGGAAAGUGAAGGAAGUUUACUGACGUGAGUGAUCAUUCAGCGUUAAGGGCAACAGUGAGAGACAGCUCGUGAUAUUUACUGUUACUGGAAGCUCGAGAAGUAUCAACAUGCAUGACCGUAACCUUACUGAAUUCGAUGGGCAUGAGGCACCACACCCUGGGGACCCAAAGCGCCCCAUCGACCUCAAUGUCAUGAAAAGGAACAUGACCAUCGCUAAGGGGUUCCUCGACAUCAGUCUCCUCUCCGCCAACGCCAACCAACUACGUAACAUCAUCAACUUUGGUGACACCGAGAGUCCCAUCUACUAUGUAGUGAUCUCGGGCAUUAUUUUCAGUCUAGUGAUCCAGAUUGUGGCCGGCAUCAUUCUCAUCGUAGCUGAACGGUUCGAUAUCAACCAAGAGGAGGACGACGAGUGGAGCGACCGCCUCAACACGACCGUCGUGUGCCUCGUCUUCAUUGUGGUUAUCGUCAACGUCUUUAUCUCCAGCAUGGGCAUAGACGUAGCCAACCCGUCCUUGCAUAAAGUACCGCAUCAUGAUGCAGGCACAAAACAGUUUACUGACCACAGCCAGUCUACCUAGAGUGAUGCUUCUCAACAUUCCUUUACCAAAGGGUGAUUUUUUUUUUAUCGGGAUCUCUGGCUCUGUCAUUGAGGAAAAAGUCAAAAUUCCCGUCUUCAUUUUUCUCACCUGAUCCGUGUCCUGACUUUCGCCUCACAGAUUCACCCAAUCUAUUUUCUGUUCUCACCUGAUCCGUAUUCUGGCUGUAUCAUCUCCUAGUCGCCUAAUUUGUCGUCUGUGUUGCUUACAUCUUCACCUGACCUGUCCUCUGACUUUCUCCUUGUAUCUUUAUCUCACCUGUGUUUUGGCUUUCUUCUCUCGCCUAACCUGCACUCUGGCUCUUAUUACCUCGACAUAUGGCUUCUCUUCUGACUAUUUCCUCACUUCUUCACCUGACGCGUCUUCUGUUCUUCUCACCUUCUGGCUUUCUCUCGACUUAACCUAUAUCCUUUCUUCUCACCUCAUCACCUAUCCUGCCUUCUGGCUUGUUUCAGUUUAAUCCUCUCUAAAUCAUGAAUUCAUGAAGGUCCUCGACCGAAUAAAUCGUCUAUCACAGUUCCCUCUCUAUUUUGCAGGUUACUUAUGAAUAGUUCUAUCAACGAGAGUUACCUCCUUUAAAUAGGGAUAUGAAUGCCAAGUCAGUAUAGAAGUUGAAUCAGUGAGUAUGCAUAGCUUUAGCAAAAGAUUACGUCAAUAUCUUGAAAAAAAUAAAAAUAUUGCAAAUGAUUUUAAUCAGUUGAAGCAUAACUUUUAACCGAUAACUUAAUAAUUGAUACCUUUUAAUACCUGUGCGCUAUUUGAAACAAAAAUGUAUGGAAUCAAUAUACAGUUCUCAGAUUGAGAAACUUUAUCUUGGCUAAUGAAAUAGACGAGAUCUCAUAGAAAGAAUAAUAGGCAAGCGCGCACACAUUUCUUUUCCUGCUUGUUAUAUUUCCCUACUCGUUUUUUUUUGUUUGCGAGUAUAGAUUAUACAGUGGAUCAAACACCUCUUAGUGAAUGAUAGAUGCUCAGAUUUGUUCCAAGUAAAGGAAGGUGAUUACAAUUAUUUCGAUCCAGAGCUCUCUAAAGCCUUCCCACCUCAUCUUGAGGGCUUAUGAGUGUGGAGCACUUAUGGUUGGGCAGAUUAGAUGGAAAAUCAGAGAAUUACUGGAGUUUUGCAUCUUAGUUUGGAUGAAAAUGUGUCAUGUGCCACUUCCAUGUGAUUUAAUUCCAAAAUAUUUUCGUUGUGAACAUUAGUCUUAUUAUUGGGCUCAGGUGUGAUUUGUUUGUAGAAUUUUUAAUGAAUGGAUUUCUCGCUCAACAAUAGUUGUCCAAGAAUGUAUUUUGAAAUGGAUUCUUCUUGUCUUUCAUUCACAUUUUCUACCCACUUAUCUGUUCUUUAACAGUACAUGUAUUCUUUUUUUCGCAAGAAUAUUUGUUUCUGUAUUUUCCUUGGGGGCUGUAAUUUUUAUUGUUCAAAUGUUCAUAUGUCCAAUAGUAUCUACUAGAUAAGAUAAUUUAGCAUACCAGUUAGGUUAAUUAGUAUUUACAUAUUUGUUCUCAGAAUUUCAUUCAUAGUUUGUGUCUUUACGUUAUAGUUUUUGUAUACAUUUACUGAAGUAUAAAAUAGUGAAAGCCUUCAGAUUUCUUCUACAUUAUAAAAUGGUCUAAUAGCCAUAUCUUUGACUUCAAAAAAAAUGGCACUCUGGUGGAGACUGCCUGACCUAGAUGGCCCUGGUUUAGUAAACAUCUUCACCAGAAAUGACAGUUUCCAGAACGUUUCAUUCUUUUACAGCGAAGUGAAACUCUGUGCCAACAAAGCUUCUGCAACUUUUCUCUUGUCACCGCUUCCACCUACAGGAUACUGGUGAAGUUCCCACCUCGAGUUUUUGUGGACUGAGCUGACUGGAAACCCGAACGGGAAAUAACCGGUAGGUCCUUGUUCCAGGACCAAAUUUCUUAGACAUGGUCUGAAAAUGAGCCAAGGUGAAAGAAACGAAUGUUAAGAUUGCAAAUUAUCAAUUAUCCUGACUGGUUGUAUACAGGGAACAUGCAGCCUUAAUGACCAUCUUGUAGUCGACAGAUUAAAAAAUGUGGCAAUGGUGAUAUCUCACACAUUCCCAACAGAGACUAUACGUUCUUAAAAAUAAAAUUGAGACCACUGAAGAAACUCGGGCACUUAACUCAAACGUUUAUUUUCCUGCCGAAUGGAUAAUGGACACCUAAUUGAACGUAAGUUAGGUUAGCUUAACCGUUUUUAAUAGAACGUAGUAAAAGUAAAAUAAUAAAAAAGUGAUAAUAUAGAUUUACAUGUUCAGACAAUGUAACAACAGCUUGGUAAACACAGGAAGACAAUGUUGUUUUUAACUGUCUAUUAGUCAUUUCAAAACACGCAUUAAGGAAAAUGGAUUAAUGAGAGAACCUACAAUCAAAAUCUCCUUUAGUCUUUUCUGGGCAGAAUCACCGUCUCAGCUAAGGUAGAUCACUCAAAAUUUUCUCAUUAACUAGUACACCGUGAGAAAUGCUGACGCCUCGAAAAGGCAUUAUUUUCUCAUGUAUUUUAAUUCACAAAUACAAAUAAAUUAGUUAAAACAAUCUAUAACAUACCAGAGAUGGUGUUUACUGAGACAACUCUAUAAAACUUGUUCUGCAAACUGUGUUCUUGUCUUCGUGCUUGUAGACAAUUUGCCAGUUCAUCCAUGGUGUUUAUAUGUCAGUCGUCAAGCCCUGUUAUUUAUAUUACAUUACUAAUGUAGUCCAGGAAAGUGUAUCUUCCGAAGCUAAUGACCUCGAUAUAGUCCUAUCCUGUAAUAUUUCCAACAUCAUUUUUAUAUCGGUAAUAAUAAUUAUUAUUUUAAGUGAUAAUUAAUGAAUUGCUUUCCUGUUUUCUGCAUUCAUGAUAUUUAUUACAAAGUGACUUUUUAUUAUUGGCUUUGAAAGAGAGAGAAACCAUUUGGAUGGAUAUAUUAAACACAGGUAAGACAGAGAUAUGUAUAUUACGGCUUCAGUCAAGGACUGAGGCUGGAAUAUACAUAUUAUUCUAACCCUUCACAUUUCUGUCAAAAUGUUUCUCACUUGGUAUCGAUCACUGUUUGAUCUAAACAUUGGUGGCUGUAUUCAUUAUUAUCUGCUGUGCUAGUUGUCUGUUAUCUGAGGUACGUAUUGCUUGGUUUAUUGGAUUUAAAUCCUAUCACUACACAAGUGUCAUUAAGGCUGCAUGCAACAUUAACACCAAAGAUACUUUAAUCCCUAAAACAGGGAUUAAAAGGGAUUAAGCAGUGUACAGUAACAUAGACCUCUAGCUGUAUAUACAGUAACUCAUUCAGUGUUUAUGCGUGUGUGUUUUAGAGAACAUCGUUGGGUUAACUGGAUUUAACUUUAAUCCCUCUUUGCCUUUAUUUGGGAUUACAGUACACUAGUACAGCAUUUCCGAAUGGUGACGAACAAUUGACGUGCGCCCUUGAUAAGUCCCAAGUUAGGUUAGGUAAAAUUUGUCAAGAAACAGGAAAAGUGGUUCCUGAUGCUGGUCUUAGCCAUAUGAUGACCGCCCGGUGUCGAUAAGCUUUAACUCUUCGUGUACAUAGAGUGAGAUAUCUAAACCACCAAGUGUACAUGUACUGUUCCUCUCAGUGCAUACACAGCAAGAGUGCUCGUACUUAUCACAAAAUAUACGGACUAUGUACAUUUCUUAUACUACUUUGACCUUUGCAGUUAUUAAUAUUG
Messenger RNA from Cherax quadricarinatus, 4420 nucleotides. RefSeq names its product ninjurin-2. Gene Ontology annotation, biological process: cell adhesion; tissue regeneration. Gene Ontology annotation, cellular component: membrane. NCBI's taxonomy places the organism in Eukaryota, Metazoa, Arthropoda, Malacostraca, Decapoda, Parastacidae. The record is from RefSeq and is a predicted model, not a curated record.